GGUCCCAGUCAUUCAAAUAUGGUAUCUCCGGUGGUAUCUCCUCCUUUACAAGUUCUUCGAAGAAUUUUUAAAGAGUUGAAAGUUCUAUCACGAUUUAAGGAACCAAUCACUUCCAGUUUAGAAGGUCAGUAUCUUAUAUCAGAAUAUCGUCACUUUUCUCAGGCUGGAGAAACAUUAGCACACAAGCUUUACUGUGACUGUCUGUUCUAUCUCUGCCUGCUUCAAAGUCAGCGAAUGGCACAGAUGCUUCAUGCAAAGUACAAGGGUGCCGGUGAGAGACCUGUUGAGGAGGUGGCUGGCUUAGUGGGUUUUAAGCUUCCAAAGCAAUACCAAGAACCUCCAGGUGAUACAAGUAAAAAAUGACAUGAAGUGCUUCAUGCAGGGCAAGGAUAAUUUCCAUGCAAGAUAAGUUUUGUUGCCGUUAUUCAACUGCAGCUUAUCAACAAGUGGUGAAUUUACUGUACCAAUAGCUGAGGUUUAAGAGUGUGUUCCUUUUUGAUGAUCUGGAUCAGAAUCAAUGAUUCAAGAUCACUUUGAUUGUGGUACAUUAAAGGAGUCCACAAAUCCUUGCCCAAAAUGGAUUCAUCUGUUCGUUUGAUGCAACAUGAUCCAAGUGGUCUUGGAUCCUUGAUGCUGAUCUAGAUCAUCCCAAAGGAAUGCAUCCUAAUCAUCAAGUGACUGACCCAGUUGAUGGUCAAAGCCAGUGAUAAAAAGAAGAGUGGGAGGCAAAGAUGAAACCAUUGGGUGCCAUGAUUACAGGAACUUGACACAAGGAGUUAAAAAGAAAACAAGUACUUAUGAUGUUGUCACCCAUUGCUGAUUUACAAAUCUGUUGUUUCAUGCUUUCAAAUGGAGCAAAAAAUCUGAUCAGAGACUUGACUCUCAGAUCACCAUCAGCUGCUGUUACAUCAUUGUUGUCACAUGAUUCAUUGCUACAUUGCUAUCAUCUCAUGACAAGAGAUCUGCAAGAUGGCUGCUUAAUGUUUGCAGGACAGAAAUGGUUAUAGAUUAAAGUGCCAUUUUGUUUCUUUUGUGAUAUUUUCUAUUUCUGGUGCCAAGUUUGAAGAACACAAUAUUCCCUGAGAUAUUCUCUCUCCUUUCUUUCUUUCCUAAUUUGCAUAAUACAAAAAUGUCAGUAACUCUAAAGAGAAAGAAGAUAUUCCAAAAAG
Orbicella faveolata is the source of this 1169-nucleotide messenger RNA. Its product is annotated as protein FMC1 homolog. NCBI's taxonomy places the organism in Eukaryota, Metazoa, Cnidaria, Anthozoa, Scleractinia, Merulinidae. Gene Ontology annotation, cellular component: mitochondrion. The record is from RefSeq and is a predicted model, not a curated record.